AUGAAAUCGCUUACAAGUGUGAUAAAGGAUUUAUAUCGGAUAUGCAGUUUCUGCCUAUCUUCAUGCUGUACUGUCUUAUCUCGUUUGUGCCGCGCGCAUGCUCAGAUGGUGGCCUUGGAGAUGUCGAGAAGAUUUAGCAUUAGCCAUAAUAUAAAUAACAAAGCACACCACAGCAAAGAUUUGUUUACAUUUCUUUUAGAGGAGGACCAUGUCAGAUCUCUACCUUCCAUGGCCGCACAAACUGAAAAUGGGUUUUUACAUCUGAAACAGUACCUCAAAGAGAUGUCAUCCAUGAGACAAGCUGUGAACACAGGUCGUCCCUUGGUAAUUUGCUUGAGGGACCAGGAUAGACUUCCACCCCUACCAAAGAAAACCUCACCCAGAUCUACUAAUGACAAGAUUGCGGCAGAUAUAGAAUGCACCAUGUCAAUAAAGCAGCAUGCUCCAGCAGAAGAGGAAAUAUUAAGGGCCGGCAAUAUCAUAUUUUACGUUUUAUACAGAAGGAUAAAAUUCAGGAGGGACGAGCACAUAAUAGAGAAGCUUCAGUGGAUCUACAAGAUACUUUGUGGCUUAACCAACAUGAGGAAUAGAGACCUGAAAACACUGUUGCCUCUUGCAAGUGGGUAUGUGAACAUCAUCAUGAAAGACACAGAUAAAACCAAUGUUCUUUUGAAGAACUCUCAGAGGUGUCUGAUUCCAUUUGCACCUGAGGACAUGAACAUCAACCCAGACUUGUGGGAGUCAUUCAUCAAUCACCAAGACCAAGGCAGUAAAAUUUCCACAGAUUUUCAUGGGAAUACCGGUACUAUCAUUGUUUUUAAUGUUUUUUGUUUUUGUUUUUCAGAGCCAAAAUCACCCUCCGCUAAGUUUGCUGGUUGUAAGCCUGUCCAGUUAGGACUCAGAAGGAAGGCAGGUCUAAAGGAGGUAGAGAAUGAAACUGGGGACCUACCUCCUUGGCUGAACCUGCUCUUGGAUGAGAACACCACAUAUGAGAAGGAUCCUCAGAAACCAAAGAACAGACAUGAUAUGCUGGAACGUGUCAGAACAAAGUUCAUCGAAAUUCAGAGAUCUAUGAACAAUCAGAUGGAGACAGACAUGUUUGAGAAGAAAAUACACAGAGAGGAGAGAAUGAGGACUCUCCUGGAUGCAUUGAUGGCCUCAAGGAAGGAGACAAGCCUACCUAUGCUGCUCUCCUCACUAAAACAUGAGCUCAGGGAACCAAAAUCUGCGCUUUUAUUUUGGUACGAAAUCCUGAAGAGCGAUGUCUCAGAAUUGUCUGAUGACAGGGACUUUGAGUACAGGACCAUCCUGCAGAAGAUUGGCCAAUUCCACAACUUCUCUCACAAGAAGUUGCCCUACUCAAAGGAGAAAUUUUGUCUCCUUGUACUCUCUCUGCCAUCGAAUCAGCUUCUGCAACCAGCCAUGCAAGAUGCUCUGAUGUUCCUCACUGAGAACGUCUUCCAGCUCCUACCCCGACAACUCAAGCACUGGUAUCAGUAUCUCAAACUGCCCUUUUAUGACGCCUCCUGACUCUUAAACUCAAGUCAUCCUCAGAGGGCUGCCAGCCAAUAGUUGUUAUUUUAGUUUAAAUGAUAUUAAAUGUCAUUUGUUUCAGACAUAUGGA
Oncorhynchus keta (chum salmon) is the source of this 1624-nucleotide messenger RNA. RefSeq lists its product as uncharacterized. The coding region runs from base 1 to 1530 and encodes 509 amino acids. The transcript is spliced from 13 exons. The record is from RefSeq and is a predicted model, not a curated record. Lineage: Eukaryota; Metazoa; Chordata; Actinopteri; Salmoniformes; Salmonidae.